Gavialis gangeticus (Gharial) is the source of this 5891-nucleotide messenger RNA. It is a transcript of the gene GNAQ, whose product is annotated as G protein subunit alpha q. NCBI's taxonomy places the organism in Eukaryota, Metazoa, Chordata, Crocodylia, Gavialidae. Gene Ontology annotation, biological process: action potential; adenylate cyclase-modulating G protein-coupled receptor signaling pathway; phospholipase C-activating dopamine receptor signaling pathway. Gene Ontology annotation, cellular component: heterotrimeric G-protein complex. The record is from RefSeq and is a predicted model, not a curated record. Gene Ontology annotation, molecular function: GTPase activity; guanyl nucleotide binding; G-protein beta/gamma-subunit complex binding. The transcript is spliced from 6 exons. The coding region runs from base 38 to 943 and encodes 301 amino acids.
UACAGGAGAAAGUGGCAAAAGCACAUUCAUCAAACAAAUGAGAAUCAUCCAUGGUUCAGGAUACUCUGAUGAAGACAAAAGGGGUUUCACAAAAUUGGUGUAUCAGAAUAUAUUUACAGCGAUACAGGCUAUGAUCAGAGCUAUGGAUACGCUCAAAAUCCCAUACAAAUAUGAACACAAUAAGGGCCAUGCACAGUUAGUUCGAGAUGUUGAUGUAGAGAAGGUGUCAACAUUUGAGAAUCCCUACGUAGAUGCAAUAAAGAGUUUAUGGAAUGACCCUGGAAUCCAAGAGUGUUAUGAUAGACGACGGGAGUAUCAGCUAUCAGACUCAACUAAAUACUAUCUUAACGACUUGGACCGUAUAGCAGAUGCUGGCUAUCUGCCUACCCAACAAGAUGUGCUUAGAGUGCGAGUUCCAACAACAGGGAUCAUUGAAUAUCCAUUCGACUUACAAAGUGUCAUUUUCAGAAUGGUGGAUGUAGGAGGGCAACGAUCAGAGAGAAGAAAAUGGAUACAUUGUUUUGAAAAUGUCACAUCUAUCAUGUUUCUAGUAGCCCUUAGUGAAUAUGAUCAAGUACUUGUGGAGUCAGACAAUGAGAACCGAAUGGAGGAAAGCAAAGCACUCUUUAGGACAAUUAUCACAUAUCCAUGGUUCCAGAACUCUUCAGUCAUUUUGUUCUUAAAUAAAAAAGAUCUCCUAGAGGAGAAAAUUAUGUACUCCCAUCUAGUUGACUACUUUCCAGAGUAUGAUGGACCCCAGAGAGACGCACAAGCAGCACGGGAGUUCAUCUUGAAGAUGUUCGUAGACCUGAAUCCAGACAGUGACAAAAUUAUCUACUCCCACUUCACAUGCGCUACAGACACAGAGAAUAUUCGCUUCGUCUUUGCUGCUGUCAAGGACACUAUCCUACAGUUGAACCUGAAGGAAUACAACCUGGUCUAACUGUGCCUAUUAGGCUCCCUAAAAGCCCCUUUGGGUAAUUGAAGAUAUACAAGAGGGACUGUAUUACCUGUGAAAAUGAUUUGCAUAAUACUAAUUUAUUGCCGGCCUGGACUCUGUGAAUGUCCACAGAGUUUGUAGUUAAUAUUAUGAUUUUAUUUAAAGUAUAUGGAGGAAAAACAAGAGAUGCUGAAGUACAUUCACAGCACAUUUCCUCAUUUUUUAGGCAAAACCUUGUGACUUAAUGUGUUUUAAAUUUUCAGUCGUACACUCACAAAAGAUAGCAUUUUUUUGCUAUUGAAUCCAAUUCAAACUGGUUUCCUUUUUCUCCUCCCCUUUCCCUUCCCCCCCCCUUCCCCUUAUCUUUUUUAAAGGUACAAUGGCCUUUAUUCCCAGUUGGAUUCCUUGCUAAACUAUUUUUCUGUAGAGUGAUAAGGUCAGGAAAAUGCUAACAUCAGAAUUUAAGCCAUCAGUCAUUCUAAUUUUACAGUAUAUACUUCUAUUGAAGGAUCAUCAGUAUUAAAUACUGUGAUUUUGAAGUGCUUGACAUGGGUAUUUUUCAUACUGUCUUCACAUUUUGGGCUGUGAUACUAGGAUCACAAAGAGAAGUUGUAGAGAUGCCUGAAUUUGAACAUUAGCCAGAUCUUGGCAAUUCAGAAAGAAAUGCAGAAAACAGUUAUGAAAUUACAAAGACAUACAAUUAGGACACCUCUGAAAUAUGUUAGAAUUUUUUAAUUGCCAUGUGGCAUUUUUUUCUCUCUUUAUUCACAGAUGCCAAACAAAAAUGUCAUUCAUAGACACUACAUAUUUCCCAGGGGCUGCAGCCUGAAACAGUGUUGUUGCAUUUUUUUUCUAAGUUAGAGCUUUUAUAAAAUGUUUUGUCCACAAUUUAAAAAUGAUUUUUAUUGUGUAAAAUAAUUUCAUGUUGCCAAAUCUGGCUUUUAUGAAUCUAAUAAUCUUGAAGUGUAAGAUACUGAUCAAAAUGCCAAAUUAACUGAUUGGGAAUAGACCUGACGGAGACGACUGCCAAAUAAUAAACAAUUAGUUUCUGCUCAUGCAAUCCCUUUUUUAGAGAGUAUUCCAUUUUCAAUGCCAAAAUCAACAGUGUGAGUGAAAAGGCUACUAGGUGUAUCAUGCACAUACAUACAGUAAGGACAAUUUUACUCUAUCCUUGUGUCAAGAUGGCACGAGAGUGAAGACAAUAUUUUCUAGAAAAAUGUCAAGGCACCUUUAGUUACAGAAGCACCGAUGAGUAAUCAUAUUCAAUAUGGUUGCAUUAAACUGAUUAAAUGGAUGUUUGAUAGGGCAAAAUAGCCUCUCAUUGUACUUUAGAAAGAUUUAUUCAUGUAAAUGAAGUAGUGAAAAAUACUUUUGAAUUCUAAAUGUGCAAUUUUUUUUAACAACAACAAAAUAAGACAGCACACACAUUGAUGAGCCUUUAUUCUGCAGCUUGGGUUGAAAAGUUUUUUGUAACUAGUCAUAUGAUUGCUAACAAGCUACAGAGAACUUGGCGGUCAGACAUGUAAUUGGACUGAUUAUCUGCAAUGCCAAGUAGCACUUGAGUGCACUUACAGCAGAAAUUGCUGCUACAGAGCAGCAGAGGGGAGGUGGAAAAAAGAAUGACUUAUUAGUUAAGUACCAAAGUUAACAAUAAAUACUGAUGAGAUGUUUUUCCCUCAACCCCAAAACAACAAUAAUAAGAGCAGUUAGUUUUUUUUGCUCCCUCAUAAAACACCUUGUAAUUUAAAACUGGUUGUAGGUAUAGUGCAAUUAUGAAUGCUAUAAUCAUUGUACAUAUAUCCAUAUAUAUAUAAUAUAUAUUAUAUAUAUAUGGCAGCAUCCAUAUUGGCUUUGUAAUCAUUAAUUUUUUGGCAGAUUGAAUGUGCUGUAUUGAUAUGUAUCUAUGUAAUUGUAUUGUAUGUCUUAUAGCUAAUUCACAUUUUAAAUAAUGUUAUUUUAUUUACUUUUUUAAGAGAAAAGAAUGUAAAUUUUGUCAGUUUAUUUUGACUAGGGAUUUGUUGUUUUUUUUUAUUUACAAAACAAAAAACUUACUAUAGUACAGAGCGGUACUAGCAUCGUGCUGUAUAAAAUCAUUUGCACAUUCCUGAGUGGAGGUAAAUUGAAACAACACUCAAAGGUUUCACUUUCAAAACAAAUGUUUAAGUUUUGACAGGGCUUUAUUCAGAUGUAGAAACCAGGUUCGCUAAAAAAGCUAAUGCCACAUAUUGGAAUGUGAGUUUGGGGUAUAGAUAGAACUUUUAGUUGGCAAAUACGUAACAGGUUAGGCUUACCUCUCUGAUGGCCUUCGUUAGAAAAGUUAGAAAAAUUGUAAACCAUUGUACACAUGUACUAAUGGAUAUAUACCAUAGUUGCCCUAAGAAUACCGUGACAAAAUAUAGUAUUUUAAAGGUUAUGGAAACCAUAAAUGUAACAUAAAAGUAAUCAGUGUCGCAGUUUUAAUGAGUCAAGAUAUUUUAUUUAAUAAGGCUACAGCAGGUAGACGUAGGUUAUAAAAACGUGACACUGAAUCUCUAAACAGAUGAAGAGAACAGUUAGACUUGUUUAUAUAUGGCAUUGCAUUAUAAAAUUGGUCCUGAUUUUGCUAUAAACACAAUUACGUUUCUGUUUCCACUGUUGGCUCUGGGGUACAUGAUAAUAUCCCUUUUUGUAACCUGGGAAUACAUUGAUCACCCCAGAUUCAGUGAUAUAAACAGAGCUGUGGCAAGAGGAGGCCAAUGGAGAUUAAAGGAUUUUUGUUUUUGUUUUGUUGUGGGACAUUUUUGAGGGGAGGGUGGGAAAAGUUGGUUUUAAGUUUUGUAUAAAAAAAACAAAACAGAAGUUUACUCAUGCUUUAUAUAGUUAUAUUGUGAUUGCAAAAGUUUUCAAGAGUGUGUGCCACUGGGAUACUUCUACUAUAUUUUUGGUGAGUUGAACCUGUGGCAAAUGUUUAGAUCAUUUGAGCAUGUUCUGAAAAAAAAAAUCUUCAGUAUACCAAGGCAAGCUUUACAUCAGUCACCCAACACAGCAUUGCAGCGUGCCAGUUUACAAAAACAUAUUUUCCUUUUUUCAAUGACACAGCUGUUCCCACUUGCAAUAUAUGCCUUUGUUGAUUUUUUUUCCUGGUAAAUUGGUAGUUUCUACUAUGCCUUACAGUGCUUGCGUCCAAAAGUUUGUGCCUCUAUCAUGAAGCUGAGGGCAAGAACAACAAAACAAAAGCCCUUUUAACUUUGUCAAAACAAUGUGAUUCCAUUGAAUGUCAUAAAUGGGGGAGGAGGAAAAGAACCUCUUGGGAACCUGUGUGUACUUAGAUGUUCACUAGCACAAGAAAGCUGUAAUAUGUGUUUUACAAAAACCUUAAACUUGCCUUUUUCACAAAUUAACUGGCACUGUCCUGGUAUAUAUAGGAUAAUGCAGCUAUAAGGGCAGUUUACUUUUUAUAAUUCAGAGUAUUUUGAUUGUCAAGGUGUAUGAACUGUAAUUUUUAAUCAUACUGCCACAUGAUUGUGAAUCAUAAUUUUUAAGUUUGAAAGUGGAGAAGAGACUUUUUAUGCUGGAUAUCAGUCAGAAUUGACUGCAUGUUUUGCAAAAACUUUAAAUGGGGGGAAAAAGGGCUGCAUAUUAAGAUACUGCUAGACUCCUAGCCUUUGGUUGUAAGGUGCAAAUGACUUUCAGAUUUCUCACCCUAAUGACCCUUCCUUGGUUUGCAUUCUUCACAAAAGGAUGAAAUAAUAGGGAAAAAACAAAGAAAUGUUAACCCAUGUGAAAAAAAUAAAAAUUACCCAAAUAAUUUCCUAUAUGUGCUGCUGUUCUUGAACCUAUGUAAAGGUUCCCCUGCAUAAUAACUGCUACAUCUAUUUGUUUAAUGAUGUGUGCACAAUUGGCCAGAUUCCAUUUUACCUACUAGGUGCCUAAAUGUGAUUCUCUUCUGCCCUACCCAAGUCCUUGAAAAACAGUCAAUCAAAGGUCAGAUGGAUCUUCUUCCUGUUUCCUGCUUUCUGUGACUUAGUGUUAAGGCUAAGAUGAUGGACUGUCACAAAAGUCAGUGUGUUUAUGUUUUUUCAGGGAGUUAAGGAUCACAUUUUGGCACGUAAAUCCAUUUAGGCAUCUAAUAGGUAGAAUAGGAUCUGGCCCAAUAUGAUAACAUAGCUUACCAAAGACCUACCUCUAGUUCAGAAACCAAUUAUAUACUCAAUACAUGUCUUUGGAAUUUCAUUGUGUUGUCACCAUCAGACUAGAAAAUUAAAAGUGCUUGUUGCAUGUGGUUAACUGCUGUAUUUUGGAUAUUCAGAUGUUCACUUUUUUUAUAAAUACAAUCCCACUUUUUGACAUAAUCUAACAUUUUAUUUUAGUAUGCAUCAGUUAACUAAGGUCCUCUAUCUGAGUCCUGUUGUCAGAUCCAUAAUGCCUUUAAGGUCCUUAAAAGCUUAAGUCCAAAGCUUCUGUUUUCUUCUCCUUACCCUUGAUUUAUGAGUUACAUCAAUCAAAAAAAUAGCAUUUACAUGUAAUCAAAAAUACAUUAAGGGUCAUUGCUUUGCUGAAUACUAUAUCUUCCACAUAAGCUUUUUGCUCUGCGGGAAAAGAAAAGGUUAUUCAAGUUAAAUUAAUGGAAAGUAGUGAGAGAAAUACUAGAUAAAAUCAGCCAGGAAAACCUGUUUGGGAAUAAUUUUUUUCCUCAUAAAAUACUCAGCUACAGCCUGUCUCUAGACUCCUUAUUUACUAUGCUAAAGGAAGCCCUUAUUUGACUUGUAUAUUUAGGGGGGGUUGUCAGAUACAUUUUUAACUUGCAGUAUUUAAAAAAUAAAAAUCAUACUUGCUGUUCUUAAUGUCGUUCAAAUGCAUGUAUUGUCUAUUGUUUGGGGAUGGGAAAUAGUUUUUGAAAAAAAACUCAAGUUGUAUAAAUACUGCCCCCAAACGAUCUUGCUGGUUAAAAAUACAGUAUUUUUGGCCAUAA